AUGAAGGCGCAUCCUUUACUCUUAGAGACGAGCUCGGCUGCCGCCAAGCCGGCACAAUCCAAAAAAGACAGAUUCAAGCCGAUGGCCCCUAAGUUUGCUUCAACAAAGGCCAAUGCAAGAGUCGUUGCACCAACUCCUGGAAUAUCUCUCGAACCGGUCAAAGCCAACCCCUACACCACUAAAGUCACCCCGCAUGAAGGGUUCGAAGGCACACCAAGAGAGCGUAUUGGCCGUAAUUUAAACUUUAACACCAAAGGAAAAUAUAUAGCACAAGCAAAUCAGAUGCGAAACCAGGCUCAAAUUGAGGCCUUGAAGCAGCGAGUGGCAGCGAGCGCUCAAAAGGUUGGCCUGGAGAGCAGCUUCGAUGUAGUGGAAAGGAGUUUCAGA
This is a messenger RNA of Acaulospora colombiana, 387 nucleotides long. The record is from the annotation of a GenBank genome assembly. NCBI's taxonomy places the organism in Eukaryota, Fungi, Glomeromycota, Glomeromycetes, Diversisporales, Acaulosporaceae.